GACUUCUGCCCUCCAGAACUGCAAGGUAGUAACUUUGCGUGGCUUUACCCCACCGGCCGGCGGUACCGGUGCAACAGAAACAGGAAACAAUAAAGACAGAUUUUUUUUUCCCCUAAUCUGAUCUCUCAAGCGCAGGGUUUGAAUCUCUUACGUCCAGGGAUGUCCCUCCAGGCACACGGCAAACAUCCAGUAUGUAUGUGUUGAUGCCUGGAUGUAAAAGGGCUUCAGGCCAGGAAGUCAGCAGCUGAUGGGUCAAGCCAGGCCUCAGAUGUGGUCAGAACAUGUGCAGAGGCCUGCUGCCCGCCCCAGCCCUGAGGAGAGGAGGGCUUGUCUCCCGGGGAGGGGCUGGUUCCCUUCCCGUGGGGCUGCUGAUGUGACAGCCCCUUGACGGGAAAACCAGCCUCCCCGCGGACACACCCUGUGGGUCUCCGUGCUGAGGGCACCGUGUUUCCUCCAUCUGCACAGCCUGCACCACAGGGAGGAGGCGCCAUGACCCCCACGCUCACGGCCCUGCUCUGUCUCGGGCUGAGUGUGGGCGUGAGGACCCAGGUGCAGGCAGGGACCCUCCCCAAACCCACCAUCUGGGCUGAGCCAGGCUCUGUGAUCCCCUGGUGGAGGCCCGUGACAAUCUGGUGUCAGGGGACCCUGGGGGCCCGGGAGUUCCGUCUGCAUAAAGAGGGAAGCCAACGCCCCUGGGACACACAGCCCCCACUGGAGCCCGGGCACAAGGCCAAGUUCUCCAUCCCACACAUGAAAGAGAACAACACAGGGAGAUACCGCUGUUACUAUCACAGCCGCACUGGCUGGUCAGAGCGCAGUGACCCCCUAGUGCUGCGGAUGUCAGGAUGGCUGCGUGACACCCCCUCCCUCUCGGUGCAGCCGGGCCCCACGGUGGCCUCAGGACCGAGUGUGACCCUGCUGUGUCAGUCAAGGCUCUACAGAGACACCUUCCUUCUGUUCAAGGAGGGGGCAGCCCAUCCCCCACUGCUUCUUAAAUCAAAGUCCCAAGGUGGGCAGUACCGGGCCGAAUUCUCCCUGAGUCCUGUGACCGCAGCCCACUGGGGGACCUACAGGUGCUACAGCUCACUCAGCAGUGACCCCUACCUGCUGUCACAGCCCAGUAACCCCCUGAAGCUCCCGGUCUCAGGAGGUGCCCCAGGUCUCGGGUGGCAUGUGAACGUUCCGAUCACAGGCUCAGUGGCCUUCGUUGUCAUCGUCCUCCUCCUCUUCCUCCUCAUCCGCUAUCUGUGUCAGGAAAGACGCAGGAAGUCAGAUGCCGCCGUGAACAACACACAGCCUGCGGAGGAGGUGCAGCUAGACCAUCAGGCUGCCCCAUCUACAUGCCCCCAGGAUGUGACCCACUCGACUCUCAGAUGGGAGACUACUGCAGCCCCUCCCUCCUGGUCGGGGAAGCCCCCGGCAGAGCCCACCUUGUACACCACGCUCACCAUCCACUAGCCCAGGGGACCCAGAGCCCGCGCUCCAGGCAGGGGACUGCAGGGACGCCGGAAGGCACAGGACCUGCCUGCAGUGGACACCACCUGAUGGCCACCAGCCGACCUGGACUCCUAAUACAGACCGCAGGAGCUCCUGGGGCCCUUUGGGAGUCACCUGAUUCUACCAUCAAACAUAGUUAAUACCUUUACAUGGUGGAAAUAAUUCAAAAGACUUCUCGGUUAUCAAUGUGCGAAUUAAAAGCAAAACUAAA
Molecule: messenger RNA, 1708 nt
Organism: Vicugna pacos (alpaca)
Lineage: Eukaryota; Metazoa; Chordata; Mammalia; Artiodactyla; Camelidae
Source: RefSeq, a predicted model, not a curated record